Messenger RNA from Solanum verrucosum, 428 nucleotides. Its product is annotated as 40S ribosomal protein S28-2-like. NCBI's taxonomy places the organism in Eukaryota, Viridiplantae, Streptophyta, Magnoliopsida, Solanales, Solanaceae. The transcript has a single exon. Gene Ontology annotation, molecular function: structural constituent of ribosome. Gene Ontology annotation, biological process: ribosomal small subunit assembly; maturation of SSU-rRNA; translation. The coding region runs from base 55 to 252 and encodes 65 amino acids. The record is from RefSeq and is a predicted model, not a curated record. Gene Ontology annotation, cellular component: ribosome; cytosolic small ribosomal subunit.
CAUUCUCUGAUACACAGCAGCAGCAUACAGCAGCAGAUUUUUCUCACCGGAAGAAUGGAAUCUGUAACCAAGCAUGCAAUUGUGAUUAAAAUCAUGGGUCGUACUGGAUCUAGGGGGCAGGUGACUCAGGUUAGAGUCAAGUUUCUUGAUGACCAGCACAGGUUUAUCAUGAGAAAUGUCAAGGGACCAGUCAGAGAGGGUGAUAUUCUCACAUUGUUGGAGUCUGAGAGGGAGGCCAGGAGAUUGCGCUGAGCCCAUAAUUUUGAUUGCCAUAUCGAAAUUUCCUUGAGUACUUGAUUAAUGACUGGGCUUUAUUCCCUAGUUAAUAGUCUUUGGUUUUGUUUGCUUAGACUCUUUAAGUUUGGAUAUGUUGAUUUUGGUGCACUUUAUGUUUCUGGAAUUGUUUUUAUGUUAAAAUUUUGCUAGCA